Messenger RNA from Tuber aestivum (summer truffle), 1366 nucleotides. The record is from the annotation of a GenBank genome assembly. NCBI's taxonomy places the organism in Eukaryota, Fungi, Ascomycota, Pezizomycetes, Pezizales, Tuberaceae.
AUGGAUCCACAUCCCCUUCUCAUCGAUCGAGCUCCUGCCAACCCCAACCUGCCCUUCGAUCCCCAACCUCAACGCAAUCUCCACAAUCCCCGGUCCCCGGUCCCUCAGCCUCUGCCGCUCGAUAUCCAGCGUCGGCGACUCCACGAAAACCCACGGCCUAACAAGCCCGGGCACAUCAACCGGUGUGUCAAGCGGUAGGCGUGCCGUGCCGAAAACCUGCACGGGCGGGGAGUCCAUAAUGCUGGAGUAGAGGUCCAGGUAUGCCGCUUCCUGCCCAUCCGGCACAAGGAUGGUGAACUGCGCGAUUCCCUUCACUCCGCUGGGGUGCGUGGUGCGCUCCUUCGUCGCGUCAACGCGCAAGUCUCGGGGCGUGAUGUCAUGACACCAGAAGGGGAUCUCCCCACGCCGACUCACGCCGCGGGGACCGCCGACCUGUGAUUCGCCCUUGGGGAAUGUCACCUUCCAGCGAACGUCUUUCCCGUCCUGCGCCCUCUUGCGCCCGCCCUCCACCGGUUGGUCGUAAUCGAUACCCAGCCCGCCGGACUUUUGGUGGAUGCGGCCGCGAAGGCCGGCAUAGUCGAAGCUGUCUUUUGGAUUCGUCGUCAAGGCAAAGUCGAUGAAACCGUACUUUUUGUGGCCCCAGAGGUGUCCUCGCCGGAGGGAUGGGUUGUCGUUUAUGAAGGCUAUUAGCUCCAGGUAUGUGCCGUCUUCGAAGAUUAUUAGCUUGUUUUCCGUCUUGCCGUCCGAGUGCCGCCCUCCCGGGCUUAGGGUGAAGUUGUUGGUUAUCCAGGAUGGGGGGUUCUGCAGAUCUGCGUAGGGGACUAGGAUGACGACGUGGUCUAUCCGGGCCGGGGCCAUGAUGUUGAUGUGGGAAGAGUAACCAGGGUUUAUGCCGGCCCGGUGGAGUGAGCCAAGGAAACAGGGGAGGGAAAGAGGAUAAGGGGAGGGGAUUCUCAGCAGACAGUCAAAUUAUAUGGCAACUGCCCGAUAAAGUGAAUCAUACACGUCAAGGAUGGAGGUGGAGAGCUCAGUAAUCGUUUAUCCCCGAAUUUGAUACAAGGUGGCGAGGGCGAGAGCGCGAAAUAUAGUCAGGACAAGCCUAAUAGAGCCUCACAUCCGAUCGCAUCAUUCCAUUCCCGGAUGGUGUUAAGCGGGUCAUUAUCGAAGGGAUUUUAAAUGCGAGGGUCGUGUCCAUGGGCAACUUGUCCAAGGAAGCAGUCGUACUCACCGCCUAUUGAAUUUCAAUUUGACCAAGGGCAUUGCAGGGCCCGAGGUGCACAGCGAGAACAGCCGCAAUUAGUCUCCCGGUUCCUGGUGGAUGGCUGGCUGUAACGUAAGUGAGGGUGAGGUGGAGGAUGCGGUAAAC